AUGGCUGAUAAUACUUCGCAGACUCCAUCUCUAGAAGAUGCCAGCUCCUUCGUGCUCAAUGCAACUACCUUUAGAGCUCAGCAAGUUCUUGCUAAGCUCCAACAACAGUUGGAAAAUGCUGAGCAAUCGCAACUACAGUCACACAUCCUGGCCCCGUGGAUCAAGCAGAUCGAUACAGUCGUUGCAAAAUCUGGUAACACACGAGUCAUUAUAGGCAUUGUAGGCGCUACUGGCAGUGGUAAAUCAUCGAUAAUCAAUGCUCUUCUCGGAGAGAAGCAGGUCAUUCCCACGAACUGCAUGCGAGCAUGUACAGCCGUCGUGACAGAGAUAUCGUACAAUGAUCAACCUGGUCUUCCAUGGCGAGCCGUUAUCGAAUUCAUCUCACCAGAAGCAUGGCGAAAGGAGCUAGAUAUCCUACUUGGCGACGUGAACACAGCGGCUGGCUCCAUACAUGACGAGGACUCCGAAGCAGGGAUUGCCUUUUCAAAAAUCACUGCAGUCUACCCUUCGAUCAGCAAAAAGAACAUUUCGGAAGCGGAGGUGGAAACAUUAAUGCAAAAAGAGGAGGUCUCAAAUUACUUAGGCACAGCUCUCCAAUUCUUCGAUGCUACCAGCGAGCAGCUACAUAAUAGAAUACAGAGAUAUAUUGACAGCAAAGAGAAAGUUGGCGUUCAUUACGCUGACAUUGGCUGGUCUUCGUCUAGAGAAAUGGACAAUAUUGAAUAUUGGCCACUAACCAGUCGAGUGUGUAUCUAUGGCAAAGCGCCUGUAUUGCGCACGGGAUGUGUGCUUGUUGACUUGCCUGGAGUUGCUGAUAGCAAUUCUGCUCGUGCUGCCAUUGCGAAAAGCUACUUGAAGAACUGCGCAGCGCUUUGGGUUAUGGCUCCAAUCAUUCGUGCAGUGGACGACAGAACUGCUCGACAUCUUCUCGGCGAGGGCUUCAAACGCCAACUACACCGCGAUGGUACAUUGAGUCGCAUCAGCUUCGUGUGCUCAAAGAGCGACGAAAUUGUUAUUCGUGAAGCGAGACGCGAGCUCGACCAUAUACAAGAUUUCGUUGAUGGAGUUGCUCACAUUGACCUGGCCAAGACAAAUUUUGCCAAAGAUCUGAAUGCUGCGAACCUAGGUUUGGCGCAAGCGAAAAGAGAUCUUCAAGAUGCAAAGGAGCGUCAUGCGAGAAUCUACAAGGAGGAGCAGGCCUAUCGACAGCUGAGAAAUCUUGCCGCCAGCACUAAGAGCCCGAUUCACCCACCUUCGCUUACUGAUUUGGCAAAGAAACGUCGCAACGACGAAGACUGCCAUGGAAUCACCAACGAAACGAACAAGAUUUGA
Molecule: messenger RNA, 1332 nt
Organism: Lithohypha guttulata
Lineage: Eukaryota; Fungi; Ascomycota; Eurotiomycetes; Chaetothyriales; Trichomeriaceae
Exons: 1
Coding region: 1-1332 (443 amino acids)
Source: RefSeq, a predicted model, not a curated record